AGAAGCGCCUAGCGCGCCGUUUUUUGGCUUGUCAACUGAAACCACGCAACAAUUUUCACUUUACUAAUCUUGAUAAAUGUUUAAUACUGAUCUAAUGUAUUGUGCAAAAGAUUAUGGCCAUCGAUGCGCCGCUUGGAGUUAAGUGAUAUCGUUUAGCAGUGGAACUUGGAACACUUAUAAAAUACUUUUUCCCACCGUUGUGUGCCGCGAACUUCUAACAUGCCUCUGUUAAAAAGAAAAGCCUUUGAGAAAGCAUCGGUGUCGGAGUACCUAAGGGACGACGAUGAGGUCUUCCACUGCGAGAUCACCGACGAGAUAUUCAAAGAUUACGAGGAGUACUGUGAGAGGAUUAUUCUGGUCAACUCCAUGGUGUGGACAUGUGAGAUGACGGGGAAGAAUAACCUAACAUACGCCGAAGCCUUGGAGAGUGAGAAAGCAGCCCGGAGGUCACUCAAAGACUUUCCUAUGGAGCUGCGAAUACCAAUAUUGUACCUAGCAACAAAGACCAAGAGAUGUUCGUUUGCAGAGAUGUCUGAGGAUGUGUUCAACUUUGUGAGGGAGAGGUUCUUUGUUGGGGAGACAGUGGAGGCCUGCCUGGAGGGAGACAUCUGGUGUGAGGCACAUGUACUCUCUGUUACUGCGCAGAAGAGGCACCCUGAUAACAAAGCCAUGCUUCCAGCAUCAGCAUACUGCUAUGAGGUAGAGCAGUUUGCAGACGACCCAGCAGAACAAGGCCAGAUGGGCACUGCACCAUAUGACCGUGUGAGAAGGCGUAAGGGCAUCUACACUCGAGACAAGAACAGACUGUUUCUGAAGCAGUUUGUUGCACCAGGAAAUGUGAUUGGUAUUAAGAAAUCAGCAUUAGAAAAGUACAACAUAGCCAAAGUGAACUUUGACCAGAUAUUCACGGGAAGCCCACCCGAGUUCCCGUCAUCAAAGAAGCUGAUCAAAUCCAGUAUGUCACCUCCUAAGUCAAGGUUGUCAGGGAAACCAGGCUCUGCUACCAAACUGAACAAGGGGCAGGUGUCUAUGGAUAAGUUUGUCAAGAAAACAGAUAAGACCGAAGCCAAACCCAAAGCACCAAUCGAUCCAGAAGCCAGAAAGACUCAGCAAGAGCUGGCAGACAAGAUGCGCAAAGCAGAAGAACUGCUGCGACAGCGCAAAGAAGAAGAGAAGUUGAAGAAGAAGGAGAAGAAUGCAAGAGUGAUGGCGUUCAUGAAGGAGUGGCAGAAGGUCAAAGACGACCAGGAGUUGGAAGACCAUAAGGUGUUACCAAAAGGCACAGUAGUAGAAAUGGAAGGAAUAUCCCACAAGCAUUUCGGCGACUUCCUCUCCGUCCUGGAAUUCGUUCAGAACUUCUCGGAACUCCUCAAAGUCAAGGAUGUGUUCCACAAUGAGCUGGACUUGGAGACGUUCAGGAAGGCUCUGACGGCUAAGGAGCAUGCGUGGAUGUUUAGUGAGCUGGUACAGAUGUUUCUGGCUACGAUAUUUUCCCUGCAAGAGGAUGAAGCUGAAGAGUAUAAUGAGAAGAAAGGGAUUCAGGAGUCUGUUGAGAACGAACAAAUAGAAGGCCCAGCGAGUACAAUGCACGCGAUAGAAUUAGCUACAAAGGCUGGGAAAUGGGCACAGACCUACCUCGGCACAUCACUCAGCAAACUACCACUCGAUCCAACUACAGUCAGCGAAGUCUUACGUCUUCACCUCUUAUCGUCGGGCGGCGCGGCGGGCGCUCGCUGCGCCGCGUGGAGACAUCACCAGCGAGGUGGUUACUCGAGCGCUGAUGAUCCCGCCUUGCGUCUCCGGGCCACAACUCCUGGCGUGUUGAGACGGCUCAGGUCACAUCACCUCGCUGACUUGCCUAUGGAUGAUAAAUUCAUUAUACUGCAGUGCCUUAUGAACCAAAUAUUAAGUUACGCAACAGUCCGCGACCAAGUGGAGGAAAAAAUAGAGGAGUACAAAAACUUAAAGCAGGCUUUAAGAACAUUACAAAUAAGUGAACGUAAACGCGAGCCACAGCUGUCGGCCGCUCGCGUUGAGCUCAGGAAGGAAACUGCUCAAAAGAAAGAGGAGCUGAAGUUAACUGGCGACAAAGCCAAGCAAGCCGAUGAACAGCUAACUGUAGCCAUAGAGAAGCUAAAGAAGGACAGCGAGGUGAAGAAACUGGAGUAUGAGAAGAAGUUGAAAGAGCUGCAGGCUCAGCUCUUUGACUAUACUACUUAUGUUGGAUCUGACCGCGCGUUCCGUCGCUACUGGAUCAGCAAGCGCGUGGCGGGUCUGUUCGUAGAAGCGGGCGUGGAGCCGCGCGGGCCGUGCCGCCACAAGCCGCUGCCCCCGCCGCCCGCGCCCACCGAUGACGUCAUGGCUUACGUCACCGAGCUCUACCACACGGAGAAAGAACAAGCUGGAAGCGAUAAAGAAAACGAAUCGGCGGCCAAUUCUCGCAGCGGUCCGCCUAAGAAACCUCUAACGAACCUGAACGGUCUCACACACAAGCUGAACGGCGUGGACUCCAGUACGCAGCACUGCCGCGACCUAUUGCUCUGUACUGCCGAUGUCAAUACAUGCUAUGUUCACGGGAAGCAGGGUGAUUACAGACCCCAGUGGUGGGUGUACCACACAGAGGAGCAGAUCGAGGCGCUCAUAGAGGCGCUGAACAAAAGGGGGCUAAGAGAAAGUGAGCUACGACAAAACCUGGAGCUGGAGCGAGGGAACAUAGUGGAGCAUGUCAAGAAGUGUCCACUGCAGUACCUCACUCCCACAGCGGCGCUACCACAACCCCACAUAGCGCCGACAACGCGACGAAGAAUACAACCAUCGCUACGCGUCCCUCCGGAUUGUUCUUUGUCAGAAGCUCUAGAACUUUCUCUACGGGACCACAUACUAGAGUUAGAGGAGAAAAUCUUUCACGGGUGUCUGGGUGCGCUUAAGGUUAAGGACCGCGAAGCGUGGCGAGGUACGAUAAUGUUGCGCGGGUACGACAAGCAAGCGGACUAUUUGAGUUGGGGACCUUCCAAACAGUUCAGGGAUGAUUACCACCAACCAGACGGCCAAUUGCGGCUACCACAUGACAUAGACAAAUCAGAGAAAGAAACAGUAGCCGAGAACAAAUACCGCGACCCGGGGCAUUGUCUAGAAGUGACGAAGGUGAACGGAGUGAAGUCAGAGCCAGAGGAAGACAGUCCUGCGGCCAAACCGGACGUCGUGAGGGACUUGGCCUCCGCGCUACUCCAGGUUGCCCAGUCCAUACACCAGAAGUACCUGAAAAGGCCGUUAGGUCUUGAUGAAAAGGAGCGAAAGGACCGCGAAGCAAGAAACAAACCUCUUGACCUCGAAGCGCUGGAACGCUGGGAGGUCUCGCUCAUGGAGUGCCGAAGCUUCGCAGCACUAGUUCUGCACCUGCUAUCGCUGGACAGCAGCGUGAGCUGGGCGGCUAGUGUGCUGAACGCCAGCUGUCGCCUGUGCCGACGCCGCACCGACCCGGAUAACAUGCUGUUGUGUGACGGUUGCAACAAGGGACACCAUCUCUACUGUCUCAAGCCUAAGCUCGCGUUACAUAUGCGAAAUAAGAAAGUGCCAGAAGGCGAUUGGUUCUGCGAGCAGUGUAAACCGAAAGAAAAGACGCCACGCAAGCGGAGAAAACUGUACACUGAGGAGAAGCCAGAGGAGGAUAUGGACGACAGCGCGGAUUCAUUUGACGUGGAGGAAGCACUGUCUCUGUGCGGCGCGUGCGGCAGCGGAGGGCGACUCGCGGCGCAGUGCCGCGCGUGCGCCGCCCGGUUCCACGAAGAGUGUGCUGCGCCCAGGCAGAGGCUGUCUCGCCGGUUCCUGUGCGAGGCCUGCGCUAACCCCGCCAGAGAUCGUCGCCGGUGCGCAGCCACAGCCAUUUCCAACAUCCAGCAGUACGCGCGAGAGAUUAACAGUCGAAGCAUAUCUUCGGAUUCUGAAGACAGCGAGUACAACACAACGCUAGUGUCUUUAAAGGCUAAGAAAUCGAAAAGAAGCAAAGAACCCUCGCCGAUGCUGAACGGCACCGCUAAGAGGGGACGCAAGUCAAAAGAAGAGUUAAAUGGAAGCACAAGAAGAUCAAAAACACUGACAAAUGGAGUACACGAAGAAACCAGAACGGGCAAGAAGCGUGGAAGGAGAGACACGGCAGAGGAAGUUCUACACACGGAAGCUCUCACACAACUUCUACGGGAUGCCAUGAAACACAAGGAUAGCUGGCCCUUCAACGAGCCGGUUACCGUUGAAGAGGUCCCGGAUUACUUCGAUGUGAUCGACCAGCCGAUGGAUCUGACGACAGUCAAGACCAAGCUGGAAAGCUCGCAAUACGAUACGGACGCGGCUCUGCUGGCGGACGUAGCCCUCGUCUUUGCCAACUGUUACACCUACAAUAAGGACACGCAUCCUGUUGCCAAAGCGGGCGUGCGCCUAGAGAAGUACAUAAACAAACGCUGCUCAGAGCUCAACCUGCCUCCACUGCCGGACACCAGCGCGGAAGAAGAGCCGACGGAAGCUCAAGACCCAAGACCGAAGGGCAAGCGAUCCAAGCACGAUUGAUAUACGCUCGCACCUUCGCGGUAUAGCGACUACCUAUUAUACUGACACUAGGCUGAGAUCUAUAGAGCUUCAUUGUAGUGCCCGGCAGGAAAUAUUGUACAUCGAACUUUAGAAAGAGAUAACGGUUUCGUAGAGCGUUGUCUCUGUCGUCGAGACCGACGAAACGUCACAUAGGUAUGAGUGACAGAGACAAUGCUCUACGAAGCCGAAAUCUCUUUCUAAAGUUCGAUGUACAAUAUUUCUUGCUGUGCACUGUAUAGAGUUAUGCCAAACUAUACCAAGCCACACUGGCGAAUUUCGAGAAAUAACUUCACAGUAUAUAGUAAUAAAAGUCAUUUCUUGAAAAUGCUAUCUCAGACUUAAGUUUCAGUUAAAACUGGACGGAUUUAAUUAACAAUAAAUUGAUAAUGAAGUCCUCCCAACCGAAUUUCGGCCACGCCAGCUAAUCUCUGCGCAAAUUCUCUCUAUUCCCUCGUUCUCAUAGCCCGAUGUGACGGAAAUCCGACACAACCGGAGAGAAAUCAGGCACAAGACCGAUGGCUUUACGUGCUCUCCGAGACACGGGGGUGGAGCAGUUUUAACAGUGCCUUAAAUCUGAGCCAAGUCAAAGUGCGCUCUAUAAAUCUUAACCUAAACC
Messenger RNA from Maniola jurtina (meadow brown), 5197 nucleotides. It is a transcript of the gene Acf, whose product is annotated as bromodomain adjacent to zinc finger domain protein 1A. Lineage: Eukaryota; Metazoa; Arthropoda; Insecta; Lepidoptera; Nymphalidae. Gene Ontology annotation, biological process: chromatin remodeling. The transcript has 26 exons. The record is from RefSeq and is a predicted model, not a curated record. Bases 220 to 4560 code for a protein of 1446 amino acids. Gene Ontology annotation, molecular function: protein binding.